Heterostelium album PN500 is the source of this 1497-nucleotide messenger RNA. It is a transcript of the gene rngB, whose product is annotated as Kelch repeat-containing protein. The record is from RefSeq and is a predicted model, not a curated record. Lineage: Eukaryota; Evosea; Eumycetozoa; Acytosteliales; Acytosteliaceae. The transcript is spliced from 5 exons. Gene Ontology annotation, molecular function: protein binding. The coding region runs from base 1 to 1497 and encodes 498 amino acids.
AUGAGAUUAGAGUGGAAAAGGUUGGGUGUCGGUGGUUCACCUGAAGCCAGAUGGGGACAUGUCACCGUCAGUCUGAGUAACGGUGCAUUCCUGGUGUUUGGUGGCAAUGGUAAUAAGACAUUCAACGAUCUAACGCUGUAUAACAGCGGAUCAAACAGCUGGUCAAAGAUAGAACCUCAGGGUAAUCCACCUGCACCGCGCUACGGUCACAGUGCAACGCCGUUUGGUCAACAGAUUCUGAUCUACGGUGGACGUGCCAACAGUAAACCAUUCUCUGACGUAACGGUACUACAACACCAAGGUGGUGAUCGCUUCAAAUGGCUGAAAUCACAACAUCAACACAAGUCACCCGAGGGUAGAGCCGGUCACACCGCCAUUGCAUACAACAAUCAACUCAUUGUAUUCGGUGGUCACAACUCUUCACGUAACAAAUAUUACAACAGUGUUUUAACAUUUAAUAUAGAUACAGGAAAUUGGGAUCAACCAACAUGUGAUGGUGCCGUUCCACCUGCACGUGGAUCACACUCUACUUUCCAAGUCGGUAAUCAUAUGUAUGUUUUCGGUGGAUUCGAUGGUAAAAAGUAUUAUAAUGAUUUACAUUGUCUAGAUUUAGAAUGUAAAGGUAAUUCACCGAAACCACGUUCAGGACAUAGCAGUACGUUGAUGGGUGAUCGUUUGGUAAUAUUUGGUGGCUGUGGAUCGGAUUCAAACUUUUUGAAUGAUGUACAUUUGUUGUCGCUCGACGAUAUGCGUUGGGAACAACCGGUGAUGGCCGGUAUGGAGAAUCCACAUCCGAGGUUUAGACAUACUGCCAACUCGAUGGGACAAAACAAAGUGUUUAUAUAUGCUGGUACUGGAUCUGCGUCGGAAGAUCAAUUACUAACGAUGCCAUCGACUACGACAACAUCUACAGCUACUGCAUCCAAUAAUAAUGCAACAGCUAAUCAAUCUACAACUUCACCACCACCACCAACAACUACAACAACAUCUACAACUGCUACUUCAAUACCAACAUCAACAACAACAACAACCACAAACAAUCCUGUUGUAAUUACAACAACAGGGAAUAAUAAUGGUAAUGGUAUUAAUAAUACCGGUGGAACUACACCACCUAAUAGUAGUGCUGCUUCUAUUAUGAUGACAACAACUUCACUUAUAACGACAACGACAACAACCACGACAACCUCUUCAUCUUCUUCAACUUCACCUUCACCUUCACCAUCUCCAUUAUCAAGUUCACCUCCUAAUACAUCAACGACUACACAUCAAUCACCUAUUCAAAUAACAUCCGAUAGUUUCCAAUCUGGAUUCAUUGUACAACAACCACAAACACAACAACAACAACAUUCACAACCACAACAACAACAACAACAACAACAACAGCAACAUUCACCAUCACAUCAAUCUUCACAUUCACAUCAACAACAAAUAAUAAAUAUCUCACCAGAACGACCGAGACAACGAGAUAAAGUCACUGAAGGACAGUCUGGCAUUUGA